AUGGCCUCGAAGCAACCCUCCUCGUCAUUCAUACAGGUGCCGACGAGGUUUUCCAUCGUCGAGCCCGGUGUAUACCGCUCUGCAUCCCCAACAGCCGUAGAGGUGCCAUUCCUCACGUCCCUGGGACUGCGAACCAUCGUAUCGCUCUCUCCCGAGCAUCCUAUCAAACCCCUGGUAUCCUAUGCGCGUGCAUCAGGUGUCGACUUUGUUCACCUGGGCAGCACGCUUUUCCAGCCACUCACAGACUGGAAACCCAUCGGCGACGAGGUCGUCAAGGCCGCUCUCGAGUUGAUCCUCGAUGUCCGGAGCCACCCUGUGCUCGUCAUUGACCCAGUCGGGAUUCACCAGACUGGUGUCGUGUUCGGCUGUCUGCGUAUGAUGCAGGGCUGGAACUUUGCCUCUGCACUGUCCGAGUACCGAUCACAUUCGGGACCUACCAAGCAUCGCUAUGCGGACGAGACGUACAUCGAGCUCUUUGACCCCGACUUUGUCAACUUGCCACCAAACCACCGCUUGCCGGCCUGGUGGGCGGACGGCGAGGUAGACAACUUUGACGACGACUGGGUGGAAGAAGACCCGCCGCCCAAGGAGAAGAAGAAGAGCAAAAAGGACAAGAAGGAGAAGGAGAAAGAGAAGGAGAAGGAGAAACAAGAGGCGACUGUCGCCGAGGGGAUCAUCGAGGCUACCGCCGAGCUCAAGCUCAAUGGCGGUGAGGGUGGCCCAUGA
Apiotrichum porosum is the source of this 726-nucleotide messenger RNA. RefSeq lists its product as uncharacterized. The transcript has 6 exons. Gene Ontology annotation, molecular function: phosphatase activity. Lineage: Eukaryota; Fungi; Basidiomycota; Tremellomycetes; Trichosporonales; Trichosporonaceae. Bases 1 to 726 code for a protein of 241 amino acids. The record is from RefSeq and is a predicted model, not a curated record.